Molecule: messenger RNA, 1544 nt
Organism: Betta splendens (Siamese fighting fish)
Lineage: Eukaryota; Metazoa; Chordata; Actinopteri; Anabantiformes; Osphronemidae
Gene: uck1
Product: uridine-cytidine kinase 1
Exons: 7
Coding region: 111-932 (273 amino acids)
Cellular component (GO): cytosol; cytoplasm
Molecular function (GO): ATP binding; kinase activity
Source: RefSeq, a predicted model, not a curated record
AUCGCGUUCACGCUCUCGCGAGAGCAACGUUUUGUUGUGGCUACACAGCUUAGCUGCUACUCGAACUGGCUGCGUCUAUUUCACCAGGCUACAUCUCCGUCUGGACCGGGAUGGAGGCUCUCGGAGCCCUAGACGAUGCCGAGAGGCCAGGGCACAAUCCUUUUUUGAUAGGGGUCAGCGGGGGAACAGCCAGCGGCAAGUCAACAGUUUGUGCCAAGAUCAUGGAGCUCCUGGGACAGAACAAGGUGGACCACCGCCAGAGGAAGGUGGCGAUCAUAAGCCAGGACAGCUUCUACAGAGUCCUGACUCCAGAGCAGAAAGCAAAGGCACUUAAGGGCCAGUACAACUUUGACCAUCCGGAGGCAUUUGAUAAUGAAUUGAUGUAUAAAACACUGAAGGACAUAGUCGAGGGACAAGUGGUAGAAGUUCCAACAUAUGACUUUGUCACUCAUUCCAGGCUGGAGGACAGGAUCGUAGUUUACCCAGCAGACGUUGUCCUUUUUGAGGGGAUUCUGGUGUUCUACCCUCAGAUCGUGCGCGACAUGUUCCACAUGAAGCUCUUUGUGGACACGGAUUCAGAUGUCAGACUUUCUCGUAGAGUUCUGCGAGACAUGAACAGAGGGCGGGAUCUGGAGCAGAUUCUCACUCAGUAUACGACAUUUGUCAAACCUGCUUUUGAGGAGUUUUGUUUGCCUACUAAGAAAUAUGCAGACGUGAUCAUUCCAAGGGGAGUUGACAACAUGGUGGCCAUCAACCUCAUUGUGCAGCACAUCCAAGACAUUCUCAAUGGAGACAUCUGCAAAUGGCAGCGUGGGUCCAUCAACGGCCGCGGCUUCAAACGAGCGAUUUCUGAGCAGGGUGACCUGCCGAACGGAUCUUCUAAUCCUCCAGGGAAGAGAGUCCUGCUGGAGCCCAGUACUCGGCCUCACUGAGACUGUGUGGAUGUACAGGUGGGGGACCUCUCUGGACUCUGAAAAAGCGUUGCGUUGGGAUUGCUGGUACUGAUAUGUGCAGAGUGGAUAACCAACGUUAAUGCUGGUCUUAGCUCUGCAGCCUUUUUAAUACAAGUAUCCACAGUUUUAAACUGUAACCACUCAGUGCUGCAACCUCUCAAAUGAUAAGAUAUUGUAAUUAUUGGCACAUUUUACAUUUAAUUUGCUUUUCACUUGUGACAGUCUUCCAUCAUGUUUGAGUUGUCAGUAUUGACUGUGACAUUAGCUGAUCGGUUACUGAGAUGGCAGUAAUAUUUGGGUAGGAGACAUUUUAUUCCAGUCAUGGAUGUAGUUAUGUUAACCUAUGUUGCUUACAUAGAUUUGUAUAUGUAAAUUAUUACAUAUUGCUAUUUUUAAGAUGUUAUUUAAAUCAAAUUAGGGUCAGAUGUCCAUCCUAUGCUAGAGUGUUCCUUUUGAUCAUUCAACACUGUAUACACGCCUUACCUUUUUAACGUCUAUCAUUCUACACAAUAAAUAAGAAUUCACUGGUAGUAUUUUAACAUUGUCAGUCUUUUUACGUUUAAAAAAAAUAAACUUCUAACAGAAAGUGUA